Molecule: messenger RNA, 4004 nt
Organism: Ictalurus punctatus (channel catfish)
Lineage: Eukaryota; Metazoa; Chordata; Actinopteri; Siluriformes; Ictaluridae
Gene: clcf1
Product: cardiotrophin-like cytokine factor 1
Exons: 3
Coding region: 375-1667 (430 amino acids)
Source: RefSeq, a predicted model, not a curated record
UCACUUCUCCGUCACUUCACUCACUCAUUUACUUCACUCACUCAUUCAGAGUCUGUCCUGUCCGUCAGACUGAAGCGGACACGCGCAAAGCGGACACGCGCAAACAAGGGACACGCGCAAAGCGGACACGCGGAGUCGCAUCGGUUCUACUAAAGCCGCUCAUCCUCUCUUUAUAGACUGUCGCGGAGUUGUAAAAGAGUCUCUCCGUGGAGGAGUGUGUGUGUGUGUGUGUGUGUGUGUGUGUGUGUGUGUGUGUCCGACAGUCUGGAGGAGUAACAGAAGAGCGCUAAUCCGUUUCAUAAAAGUUUCAUAAACUUUCAAACACAAGGCGAAAGGAAGGAAAUAAAGUUCAUAUCAGAUAAUAAAUUAGGAAAAUGAUGCGGCGGGAAGUCCAUCAGGCUCAAGUCGUGCUGCUGUUGGCCGCCGCUGUGGGGUGUGUUCAGGUGCAGGACCACGCGCUGAUGUUGUCCAAUGAGAGGAGCACGAUAGAGAGAACGUACGAGCUGACCAAAUACCUGAACCACCAGCUGAAGGAAAUUAAAGACACUUACCUCUCGUAUCUCGGUCCUCCAUUCAGUGAUCCAGGAUUCUCCCCACCAAGGCCCAACAUCUCGUCCCUGGCGGUUCCCAGCGCAGCCACGCGGGAAGACCUGUGGCGUGGUCUCGAGAACGGCGUCCGUCUGGCACAGAACCAGAGAGCCUACAGCGUGCUGCUGUGUGCUGUGCGUGAGCUGGCGCGCUCCACCUUGUGCCCAUACCUCCAAAGCUCGCUCCUUCACUUCUGCUCCGGCCUCAGCGGACUCCUGGGCUCCAUCUCAGGGCUGAUGAACGCCCUGGGCCACACCCCGCCCCUUCACGGCAACGCAAUGCCUUCUCAGAAAUAUACACCGCUGUUGUCCUCUGCGUAUCAGCGGGAGAACGGGAACGGGCCGGCCCCUUUGAGGAACCACGCGUCUCGGGUUCAGAGCGGCCUGGGAGGAACGAGGGACGCUACGGCUGGGUAUGAAACCGACAGGAAGAGGGAUAGAGAAAGGGAGAGGGCUGAACGAGGGAGGAGAGGGAGGCGGAGAGAGGGGGAGAGCUGGACGGAGAGAGAGGACGAGGAGCGGGAAGAAGGUCUGGAGAAGUGGAAGAGGAGGAGAAGACUGCUGACUGUUGAAGAUGAGGACGACGGUAAACAAACAAGCCACAGCUUCGAUCCAAACAGCAACAACAAUAACAACAUGAACAACACCCACACAAGUUCCAAGCACUAUUUCAGCAAAUAUGGCAAAGGCAAACACUAUAACAUCAACAGCACAGACAGCGAUGCCCGGCUUCCUACGGAAACGGAGAUAGAACGAAGGAUAAGCAGAGACGAAGAGGCGGACGAGUUCCAAGAGGAUGUUCCUGUCCUCUUUUCCUCUCCGUCCCUCCAUUCCGGGCGCUCUGGACGCCCCAUAUCCUCUCCCCACCCACCGCUCUCUCCCCUCUCCCUCCUUUACGCGUACGAAGACGGGGUCACCGAGGUCGACUCGCACUUGAGCAUGGCCGCUCCCUCGCCGCGCCCUGCCCUCAACGACUUCACGCGGAAAGUGGAGGGAUUCUGGGUACUCAGAGAGCUGCAGAGUUGGCUGUUUAGAUCAGCCAAGGACUUCACCAGACUGAAGAAGCGACUCCGUGUCUGAGCGUCUGACUCAGUGUAUGUGUGUAAGUCUGUGUGAGUGAGUGAAAGCUUUUGGAUAAAGGAACUGAAAAGGACUCACACUUUGCACUUGUAUGGGGGGAAAAAAAAGCAAACUCACCCGGACAAAAUAAAUGACGACAGAAGAAGAGACAGAGUGGCUUUUCAGAGUGAGCGGCGAGUCAGCAGCUUAAGGAACGUGAAUCACAUUUCCGUCUUUUUGAGAUGGACAAAAGGAAGACGUGAAGUAGAAAUAAAGGGCAGAGAAGUGUCUGCUUUCUCAUAAACUGACUCAGCACACAGUGACUCGUGAUUACUGGGCGCUUUUAUGCUCACACACUGUCACACUUCUCAUAACGGGCUGUGUCAUGCGUCUUUCUAACCACUACAGUAAGUGAGUGUCCACUUACUGCCAUAUUGGGCCUUUUUCCACUGCAAGCGUCUGAACCUUUGACACCGGAAAGCAAUAAAAGUGGGUUUUUUUUUGUUUUUUUUCCCAUUGACCACUACGCAAGAUUGGUACCAAGAAUAGAGUCGGGUUAUAAUGUAUACACAGAAUAACCCAGCACAUUAAAGAACACACAAUAGUCUAAUUUGAUCCAUAAAUCUUUCUAUGAAGGGCAUAUAUAUAUAUAUAUAUAUAUAUAUAUAUAUAUAUAUAUAUAUGUCUGUAUAUAUAUACAUAUUUAUUUAUUAAUUGUUAUUAGAAUCCAAAGAAGUUUUCGUACUGCGUUAUGUUUAGUCUAAUUUUUUUUCACAAGCAACAUUUACACUAGCAAAAAAUAAAUUUUGUUUUUAAAAAAAAAAAAAAAAAAUCAAAAGCAUUUCCAAUAUUUCAUUUCCCUCAAUACAUAGAUACAAAGCACUAAAGAAAAUGUGGGCCUUUUUCUUUGGUAUUAGCGUUAAAUUAUUAUAGCCAUACCUUACGAAUGCAUUAUAACAUGUAUUCAAAGUUCAUAAAUAUACAUUAUAAAUAUGACCUAUAUAGAGAAUUACACACUAAACGAUACCACUGCGUGUUACUGGUCUUCACAGAAAUCUUGCAUGACAUGAUCGACAUGUUAUACUGUAUUUCGCACAUUUAAAGCAAAAUUUCAAGCUAUUUAUCUUUUUACAAACGAACCCCCCCAUUGGUGAAAUGCACCUUCACAUGUCCCCUCCCCUCCCCACAUAUAAUUACAUAUCACUCACAUAAUCACAUAUGGAAAAACUUUGGAUCCUGUGCAGUCCCCCCACCACCACCACCACCCCCCGCACCCCCCCCCUUCAAAAAGGGAAGCUUUAUCACACACCUUUCAUCCGGAAUGCAAAUCUUUGUGUGUCUUUAAUACUUAUUUAAGCCUCAUAAUAGAACCGUAAAAAAAAAAUGGCAGGUGUGAACGAAUUUUUAAAAGAUACCACAUAGAUGGAGGACACAUAAUAAAGGUACAGAAGACAAGCAGCGACAGGCAACGGUACGGUUUAGUACCAUUUUGUUCCUGAGAGUGUUGUCGCUGGUGCGAGCCUCAAUAGCAACAUUGUGCUGUUUUAUUUCUCCUUUUAUCCCCCCCCCCCCCCCCCCCAAAAAAAAAAAAAACAACACAAAAAAAAAACGUGUCAGCACAGUGCAUUUACAGUUUAAACGAACAGAAACGCUUUCAUUUUUACAGCAGGUCAGAUGCCAACUUUGGGGCGGGUAUUUGUAGGUCAAUGGACGUCUUUACAAUUCUGUUUUCUGCCUGCUGAAAUGUGAAUAUGUGCGGAUUUUGAAAAAUAUAUAUAUUAAAAAGCCUUUCGUCACCGAGACAUUCGAUCAGUAAUUUUGCUGGUGAACUAAAUGUUUGAUCAGACAAUGGAAAAAUAAUGUAAAUCCAAACUGUUCUUCCAUUUUCGACUUGUGUUUUUACGUUUUCUUUGACGUUUUUUUUGCUUUUUUACUACUACAGUCACUUUUAUUGUCAUCACUGUAACAUUAUGUUCUGUAAAAACUCCUUUUUUUUUUACUAGAACCUCAGGUUCUCUUGGAUCAUGUUGAGUUUUUAUGAUAUGCAGUGGAAAAAGGUCCAUUGUUGGUGUUCAUAAGUGCUUUGUGUUAGUGUGUGUGUGUGUGUGUGUGUGUGUGUGUGUGUGUGUGUGCCGCACUGAGGUUAAGGUGGUGCUAAAAGGAAGCACAUUCACAAAUGGACCAGGAAUCCUUUUUCACAUGCAAAGCGACAUUGCUUUAUAUUUGUAUAUUUCGAUAUUGUUUUUUUUUAUUAUUAUUUUUAAUAUUCUGUAAUAUUUAUUAAAGGGUUUAUUUAUUAUUCGUUGGUACUAUUUGAUGAAAUGAAAUGGAGUGUCUUGAUUAAAUCCUGGUUUGGAA